CUUAACAGCGUGCAGUGUCAUUCGUGAUCUUGGUCCAUAAGCAAGCAUGGUUCGGUGCCGUUUUUGGGCGAUUUUGUUCGCCGUGAUAUAUUGCUUCAAGGGGAUUGCGUGCGCGGUAGGUUCAGCGUUGUCAAGUAGCAGCGAGGCAGAACCCGGUCUCGAUUACCAGAAGCUAGUUGCAAAACUGGAGAUAUUGGACACCAAAAUCACCCGCGUGGAAGUGUCAUCACGGGAGCAAUUUUCCUCACUUGAGUCGAAGCUUGAUAAGAUUUUGCAAUUGGUUGAUAAUCUUGGCCAGUCGAUGCACACGGCACAGAAAGACAUUGGCGCUGCUAGAGAGGAGAUCCAGCAAUUCCAAAAUCACUCUCAAGGUCAAUUACAAGCACUAGCCGGUAGUGUAUCGAUUAUUGAGUCACUUUUAGUUGAAAGUCACCGACAGAAGCAAGUUCAGCCAACGAGAAGUGAGUCGACUGCGAUUCGCAAGACGGUUCCAGUUGAGCAAAGAUAUUUCGAAAGCUGCGAUGUUGCGCCGAGGAAUGUGUCCGGAAUUGCUAGACUUCUACCCGAUCUUGGAUUUGGUGAACCAUUCUUUGUGUUUUGCGAUCAAGAUUACGAAAGUGGAGGGUGGAUAGUGAUUCAGAAUCGUUACAAUGGUUCGGUAAAUUUCUACCGCGGAUGGAGAGAAUACAAGAAUGGAUUUGGAAGUUUGAAUGGUGAAUUUUGGCUAGGUUUGAACACUAUUCACGCUUUGACCUAUUCAGCGCCAUAUGAAUUGCACGUUUUGUUGGACGAUUUCAAUAAUUCGACGGUAGUGGCAAAAUACUCACUGUUUGCUGUUGGCAAUGAGCACGAAUCCUUCGCUAUCACGAAGCUUGGUGACUAUAGUGGAACGGCAGGAGAUGGUUUAUCUUACCAUAGGGGAUCGAAAUUCUCCACAAUGGAUAUGAACAAUGAUAUUCCAGGAAAUAAUGGUGGAGUAGACUGGACUGGUGCAUGGUGGUAUCGAAAAGGACAUUACAGCAACCUCAACGGUCAGUAUUUGUCCGGAAAAGUCGAUCACACGAAGUUUCAUGGGAAAGGUAUGACAUGGAAUCCCUUCAAAGGCGAUGAUUACUCGUUGAAGCGGUCCAGGAUGAUGAUCAAGCGUAUAUUGUAGUCAGCAGUAGAUAGUCAACAAGCAUUACAUGAUUCGAAACAUUGUUCCUCUUUUAUAUCAAAAUAUUCCAAAUUUAUAUCAAUUGAAAAGGUAUAAAAAAA
Molecule: messenger RNA, 1257 nt
Organism: Aedes aegypti (yellow fever mosquito)
Lineage: Eukaryota; Metazoa; Arthropoda; Insecta; Diptera; Culicidae
Product: microfibril-associated glycoprotein 4
Exons: 3
Coding region: 47-1156 (369 amino acids)
Source: RefSeq, a predicted model, not a curated record